This is a messenger RNA of Arabidopsis thaliana (thale cress), 1184 nucleotides long. RefSeq lists its product as hypothetical. Bases 165 to 566 code for a protein of 133 amino acids. The transcript has 3 exons. NCBI's taxonomy places the organism in Eukaryota, Viridiplantae, Streptophyta, Magnoliopsida, Brassicales, Brassicaceae. The record is from RefSeq and is marked reviewed.
AAAUCUUAAUCCAACUUUUAUCUACGGUCCCUGAAACCAUCUCUUUGUCUUUUGGCAUAUUUCCCUCCUUAAGUCAACUAUCUCUUUGUCUCUAUAUCAUCUUUCUCUCGGACACUCUCUUUGGAUCGUCAUUUUCUCUCUAUCGACUAAAUUUUAAGAGUGGAAUGGGUAUAUUUCCUGGAUUUGGUGGCUUGAUCAACCAUAACACUCAAGAGCCUCCUAAGGCUGAGAAUGUGAAAUCUAAGUCAAGGUCAGAAAUAAAAAAUACUGAUCACGAAGAGAGAAAUGAGAUGAAGGAGCAACUAAAACUUUGGAGACAUGCAGAGAAGAAAGAACAAUGGGAAGAUGUCCCUGCUAAGGUGAAGGUGGAAACAGAAGAUGGUCUUUGCCAUGUGGACAUGGUAUUUACAUUAGGAUUGCCUCCUCAAGCAGCCUACGACGUUUUGACUAAUCCCGACAACCAAUCAUACUCAAGAAUAAUUAACCAACGCCACGAACUUCUGGUUUUUCUUUUAUGUUCUUAUCAUUGUAUGAUUCAAAUGAGUAUAAGAGUAUUAUUAUAUUAACAAUUUUUGAGAAUGUGAUAUUUUUUUCUUACGAAGGAUAACGUAUCAAGAAAUGUGUUGACGGAUAAUGGAUCGAGCCAGACGGUGGAGGCAGAGAAAGCUGUGGCCUGGAAGUUUCUUUCAUGGUCGGGAACUAUCCCGAUAAGUCUAGAUUUCGUCGAAAACCUAUAUAUGAAAAGGAAAAUGAUGUUCAUGAAAAGUUUUGAGGGUAGUUGGAAAGUGGAGCCAAUAUACGUAGAUUCAAAACGUUUGUGCAAGCAAAUGAAGCCAAAAAGUCGAGAAGAAUACCAUAAAUGUAGUGGUGGACAAGGAAAGAUUGCGUCGAAGGUGAAAAUGAACCAGACCUUUCAGCCUUCUUUUCCUUUUAAUCUGCCACCGCUUUCUUGGUACAUCCGUGAUAUCACCAUCAAGAUUACUAAGGCUCUGAUACAAGAUCUUCAAGAUAUGGGCGCCAAGCUCCGAGGCGUUUGAAAUGCCCUCAAACAUUCGAUAGGUUUCUAAAUCACUAUAGUAUAAAUCCGAAGAGGACAAAUACUAAUCUUUAUAAUCACUUCAUUCAUCUUAACAAGUGUAUUCUUUAUACCGAAUAAAAAAAAUGAGUAUCGUGUUAAAUGUUAA